Messenger RNA from Hevea brasiliensis (rubber tree), 585 nucleotides. RefSeq lists its product as uncharacterized. The transcript has 2 exons. The record is from RefSeq and is a predicted model, not a curated record. Bases 1 to 585 code for a protein of 194 amino acids. NCBI's taxonomy places the organism in Eukaryota, Viridiplantae, Streptophyta, Magnoliopsida, Malpighiales, Euphorbiaceae.
AUGUUAAGGAAUCUGAAGAUAGUCCAAAAUUUAAAGCGUAUUGGAUAUGUUCUAGAUCCUAAAGUUCUUGGUCUUUUACUAAAAGGGGCCACACAAGAGGAACAUGACACUUUGGAUAGAUGGAAAGAACAUGACAUGCAGGUUAGGUACUACUUGUUGGCUUCUAUAACCAAUGAGUUACAGAAGAAACAUGAAAAGAUGCAAUCAGCAUCUGAGAUCCUUGAUCACCUACAAGAAUUAUAUGGUGAGCAUAGUAGAAAUGCUAGAUAUGAGAUAUUUAAGCAAUUGUUUAGAAUGAGGAUGAUAGAGGGGAUGGAUGUGGGAGCCAUUGAAUGCACACUAGCUGGCUUGUUAAAUUUGCUAGUCAUAACACAGAAAAAUAUUUCUAGCAACAAGGGAAAGGAGGUUGCUUUGAUUGCUUCUUCUUCUUCUAAAAAUUCCAAGAAGAAAAAAAGAAACAAGAAGAAGAAACCUUCUGUUCUUGGUUCAUCUGGCAGGAUAGCCAAGAACCAAUUAAAGAAAAAGAAGAGUAAAGCUGUGGCUAAUAAGGAAAAGUGUUUCCACUGUCAGAAGGAAAGACAUUAG